Molecule: messenger RNA, 1907 nt
Organism: Sycon ciliatum
Lineage: Eukaryota; Metazoa; Porifera; Calcarea; Leucosolenida; Sycettidae
Exons: 4
Coding region: 229-1689 (486 amino acids)
Biological process (GO): proteolysis
Molecular function (GO): serine-type carboxypeptidase activity
Source: RefSeq, a predicted model, not a curated record
GCUACGGCCUCGUCAUUUUUCACCUGGGUAUCUGUCACUGUCAUGAUGGACAUCAGGUGUAGCUGUAGCAAAACGCAUCCAACAACUUUUAGCAGCCCAUGUUAUUGUAGCACCAUUCGGUGGCUCUACAAUCUUCUCGUCUCUAGACAGAAGUGUUGUUCCGGCCCGUGUGUCGAUUCUGCCCAUCCUAAGCCGGGUAUGACGAUGUUGCAUUGACAUGUGAGGAAAAUGUCGAGAAUCGUACCAGUUUCUCUCCUACUUAUUUGCCUAGCUGCACAACAGUCCGAGACAGUCGCUGAUAGUAGUUCAGACCCCCACAGCGAUGCCGUUGUGCAAUCACUGCCUGGCUGGUCGGGCCCGCUGCCUUCCAAGCACUACAGUGGAUACGUGGAUAUAGACUCUGGUCGUAUGCAUUACGUGUUCGUGGAAAGCGAGAACAACUGCCUAAGCCAGCAGCAGGACCAAGUGCCACUGGUACUGUGGGUGCAGGGCGGUCCUGGAUGCAGUUCUCUGAUGGGGUUUUUCACGGAGGUGGGGACGUUCCAGGUGGCCACCGAACAUAACAAUGACAGCUCACUGCGGCUGGAGCUGAACGCUCACCGGUGGAGCAAGUGUGCACACAUGCUGUACUGGGAAUCUCCCGUCGGUGUUGGUUUCAGCUAUUCACCCAGCAAACACUACAAGACCAAUGACAGUCAUGUGGCCGAUAUGAACCUGCAGUUCCUCGUCAACUGGUUCAAAGAGUUUCCCGAGUACGCCAACUUGGACUUCUAUAUUGCCGGUGAGUCGUACGCCGGUGUGUAUAUCCCGAUGCUGGCCACCCGCGUUCAAGAACGAAACGCAGAACACAGCCGACCGCACGACCAGGCCCGGAUAAACCUGCGGGGGAUUCUCGUCGGAAACGGCUGCAUCGGGAACGCAAUCGGAGCGUGCUCGGCGGCGUACUACCUGGUCUACGCCAUACCGUACCUGUUCCAUCAUGCGCUGGUCGGCGAUGCGGACUAUGCCGGCGUGCAGAGUGCAUGUGCCGGCAUGAGAACGCCAGACACCGAUGCUUGCGUGAGCGCAGUCAACACCCUGUAUUCGCACAUCGGCAACGUUGAUACCUUGAACGUGCUCGGUUCGUGUAAGGUGAACAUGUCCGCAAGCGCCGCCGAUGGUGGUGCCGGGACAGCCGUGUCUCUUUGGUAUUUACUGCGCAAGGGCACAUCACAUGGCGUGCAUGAUCUCCCCGACUGCCCAGUAGCACCGCUAGUUCAGCGGUAUCUCAGACGGGACGAUGUGCAGCAAGCACUGCACGUAGAACACUCAACACCACUGGCGGCCUGGAGUGGCUGCUCGGCCGACCUGCAUGCAUUGUACGGCGAGACGGUCACGUCGGUUCUGCCGGAUUACGUGAACAUGCUCGGCGACUAUCGCAUCUUGAUCUACAACGGUGACGCCGACGCCAGCGUUCCCUUUACGGAUAACAAGGAGUGGACGGAGAGCUUUGCUGCGCAGAUGGGCUUGGUCGUGUCGUAUCCAUGGCAGCCAUGGCUGACCGAACUAGGGCAGGUUGGUGGCUACAUGACCGGGUACACGAAGGACUUCACAUUCAUGACGGUCAGGGGUGCGGGACACAUGGUGCCCAUGUUGAAACCAGCACCUGCUCUUGAGAUGUUCACACGGUUUAUUCAGAAUUCACUCUGACGAAGUCUGCCGUGAUAUCAAAAUUGUUCAGUGAGAACCUAUUAGGAUCAUCUCCUCAUUAAUGCUUCGAAGUAGGUACCAAACUUGGUGUAUAAUAUUGAGAUUGAAGAUGUUUUGCAAUAAUGAUUGUAAUGUUAAUGAAUACGUGUACAUGCCUCGAACAAACCAAGAUUUUGCCAAACUAUAUCAGAGCUUUCUUUACAUUGCUCUAAAAAUCA